This is a messenger RNA of Malus domestica (apple), 1805 nucleotides long. RefSeq names its product E3 ubiquitin-protein ligase RGLG4. The record is from RefSeq and is a predicted model, not a curated record. Gene Ontology annotation, molecular function: ubiquitin-protein transferase activity. NCBI's taxonomy places the organism in Eukaryota, Viridiplantae, Streptophyta, Magnoliopsida, Rosales, Rosaceae. Gene Ontology annotation, cellular component: nucleus. Gene Ontology annotation, biological process: protein ubiquitination.
CUUCUGCUUCCUUAGUCUUCAUAGGCAGCAACAAAGCAAGGCACAUAUUCCUAACCUCCCUUCCCUGCAACUCCUCUCCCAUAUGUUCUUCCUUUUUUUCCUUCUUAAUCGAAAGCAGACACAGUGCAUAGUUUCACUCUCACUGCUCUUUACUUAAAAGUUGCAUCUCUCUUUUGCCCUUUGUUUUCCACUAUAUUUACUGGCCUUGCCUUGAAGAACAAAGGAAGAGUAGAUGUUGUUAUGGGCAGCCUCUUCUCAUUUUUCAAACACAAGCAGAACAACAGCCGUGGAGUUUCAAGAAGUAUCUCCGGUAGCACCGCCGGCAGCAAUCACAGCGUAACUGGAAGAACGCCGUCGUAUGAUCCAAAGAUGUUCAGAAAACGGAGCACAAAUGAUUCAAGUGGAAGCAAAGCAAAGAGCGGUACAGAGAAGAACCUCUCCACCCAGAAGAAGGAGAAGUACGCUUAUAUUCCUGAUAACUUCACAUCCAUUGAACAGGUUACUGAUGCCUUGAGGAGAGAAGGUUUAGAGUCAUCUAAUCUCAUUGUCGGAAUCGACUUCACCAAGAGCAACGAAUGGACAGGGAAAACUUCAUUCAAAAACAGGAGCCUGCACGCCAUUGGCGAUGAACCUAAUCCAUACGAGAAAGCAAUCUCCAUUGUCGGAAAAACUCUAGCUCCAUUUGAUGAAGACAACCUAAUUCCUUGUUUCGGCUUUGGUGAUGGUACCACUCAUGACGAAGGGGUGUUCAGCUUUCACACCGAUCAUUCUCCCUGCCAUGGCUUCGAAGAAGUUUUGGCCUGCUACAAAAGAAUAGUUCCAAAUUUGCGACUUUCGGGGCCAACUUCUUAUGGACCUGUAAUUGAAGCUGCAAUGGAUAUUGUGGAGAAAAGUGGGGGGCAAUACCAUGUCUUAGUUAUCAUUGCAGAUGGCCAGGUCACGAGAAGCAUCAAUACUAGCGACAAAGAAUUGAGUCCACAGGAGGAGAAGACGAUCAAAUCAAUUGCAGAUGCAAGUUUCUAUCCACUCUCGAUUAUUCUUGUUGGAGUCGGCGAUGGUCCCUGGGAAGACAUGAGGAAGUUCGAUGACAAGAUCCCUUCACGCGAUUUUGAUAAUUUUCAGUUUGUUAACUUUACCGAAAUUAUGUCUAAGCGCGCGACUUCCACUGAGAAAGAAGCUGCAUUUGCUCUGGCUGCCCUCAUGGAAAUCCCAAUCCAGUAUAAGGCAGCUAUUGAACUCAGUUUACUUGGACGCACGGCAGGGAACGGCAACAGAAUUGUUCCACGCCCUCCACCAGCUCCUUACUCUCCUCGUGCACUGCCAACUCGCGAACCAAGUGGUCUUUCAGCACCUGGGGGUGAUGAACGAAGCGAGCUGGUCUGUCCAAUCUGCCUAACUAAUCCAAAGGACCUAGCCUUUGGCUGUGGACAUAUGUCCUGCAGAGACUGUGGACCGAGAUUGUCCGCCUGUCCAAUUUGCCGCCAGCCAAUCCGCAGCCGUCUCAGGGUUUUCGCUGGAUAACCGAACGAAUCCUGGAUAACCGCACAAAAGGAUUCGUUCGUUGUUUAUCAGAUUGUGUAUAUAUAGCUUUUAGAGAUUGUCUGCCUUCCGUCAGUGACACCCGGGUGUUGAAUUGCACCAGAUCGCACAGCCCUGCUUUCUAACUCUAAUGUGUAAUGCUGCUUUAUUUUUAAUCAUCUGUAAGAUGUUUGGUUUGCUUAAAAUCAUCAGAACUCGUGAGUUGUGCUUCUUCUUUCAACUUUUGCGAAUUAGCGAGAAAAUUGAUGGAGUUAUAAUUCGUUCAA